Toxorhynchites rutilus septentrionalis is the source of this 2562-nucleotide messenger RNA. RefSeq names its product UDP-N-acetylhexosamine pyrophosphorylase-like protein 1 (gene mmy). Gene Ontology annotation, biological process: UDP-N-acetylglucosamine biosynthetic process. Gene Ontology annotation, molecular function: UDP-N-acetylglucosamine diphosphorylase activity. The transcript has a single exon. The record is from RefSeq and is a predicted model, not a curated record. NCBI's taxonomy places the organism in Eukaryota, Metazoa, Arthropoda, Insecta, Diptera, Culicidae. Bases 344 to 1825 code for a protein of 493 amino acids.
GACGUAUGCGCUUUCAGUUCACAUCGUUCACAAAAUGUGAGCAUUAUUCUUUUCUGAGUUGAUGAACAAAUGAAGCAAACAUUCAUUCGUUUUGGUAUGUUCAUCCAUGUGAUACGAUAUCAGAGGCUGGAACAGCAAGAUCUGAAUGAAGUCAAGACAAAAUCGAGUAAAAAUGGAAAGAGCAGUCAAUCGGAGAGUAUUUAUGUUGUACACUAACGUUGUCUGGUAAAAGUUGUUGCGCUGUUAGUGGAUCCUAUCAGUCUCAACAUUUUCUCCCCCGUGGAUGGUCGUGAAGCUGUGGAACUGUGUCGUGCAAUCAACUCCCACAUUUCGAGUUCUGUGAAUGUGCUUUCGUCUCCAAAUCACGAUGACCGAGUUCGAUGCAAUGAAGGAAAAUUUGACCGAAUACGGUCAGGAACAUCUGCUCAAAUACUGGGAAGAGUUGAGCGAGGAUCAGAGAUGUCUGCUGACCAAGGACAUAGAAGAAUUGAAUUUGGAGGAGGUGAAUGAAUUCUUUGCUCGUGCCACAUCGUCACUUGCGGAGGAAAAUCUCAAACUUGACGAUAAGAUGGAACCGGUUCGUGAGGAGCAAUACUUGUCCAUUUCAACCACAGAUAAGAAACAACUGGAGAGAUAUAACGAGAAAGGAUUGGAACAAAUAGCUGAUAACAAGGUUGGUGUUCUUCUGAUGGCUGGUGGACAGGGAACACGACUAGGAUUUGCCUUCCCGAAAGGAAUGUUCAACGUGGGAUUGCCUUCCAACAAAUCACUUUUCCGCAUACAAGCUGAAAGAAUAUUAAAACUGCAAAGGUUGGCCCACGAUUUGACUGGCAAGAGUGGCCGUAUUGCCUGGUAUAUUAUGACUAGUGAACAUACAAUGUACCCAACGAAGAAGUACUUCGAGGAGAACAACUACUUUGGAUUAAGCCCCGACGAUAUAUUGAUGUUCGAGCAAGGAAGUUUGCCAUGUUAUGAUUUCGAGGGGAAAAUCCUGUUGGAUCAGAAGUAUCAUGUCGCUAAGGCUCCUGACGGCAAUGGAGGAUUAUACAGAGCUCUACGAGAUCGCGGUAUCCUCGAUGAUAUGGAGCGCAGAGGAGUAUCGUAUUUGCAUGCUCAUAGCGUUGAUAACAUAUUGACAAAGGUUGCCGAUCCGGUCUUCGUCGGGUAUUGUGCCGAGCAAAACGCAGAUUGUGCAGCAAAGGUAGUAGAAAAGUCUCACCCAAAUGAAGCUGUCGGCGUUGUUUGCCAGGUGGAUGGAAAAUAUCAAGUGGUAGAAUAUAGUGAAAUCACACAGCACACUGCCGAGCUCCAAAAACCGAAUGGUAAACUAGUUUUUAAUGCUGGCAACAUAUGCAAUCACCUAUUUACUUCCGAUUUUCUGCGCAAAAUUGGCUCGACGUUCGAAAAGGAGCUUAAGUUGCACGUGGCGAAGAAAAAGAUUCCUUUCGUUGACGAAACCGGCACUCGAUGCAAUCCCGAGAAACCGAAUGGUAUCAAGAUUGAAAAGUUUGUUUUCGACGUGUUUCAAUUCGCCGAGCAUUUUGUGACCGUUGAGGUCCCUCGAGACGAGGAAUUCAGCGCCCUGAAGAAUGCAGACAGCGCCGGGAAAGAUUGUGCCUCCACUGCACGGGCAGAUAUUUAUCGGUUGCACAGAAAAUAUAUCGAGGCUGCGGGUGGCACUGUAGAGGGAACCGAGUGUGAAAUAUCUCCGCUACUCUCUUAUGCUGGCGAAAAUCUGGAAGCGGUGGUGCAUGGGCAAAUAUUUAGUUCUCCCGUACAUUUAAUGGCCCAGGGAGAAUGUUCUGAUAUUUCGAAUACUGAAUAACAGAUUUCAUUAUACAAAUUUGCUAAUGCUUAAACACGUAAAUGAGUUGCGAGUAUUUGAGACACAGUUCAUUCCAUCUGCAUAAGCUAAUUUUUCUACCCCAACAAUUACAGAUUUCCACUAGUAGAUAAUGUGGCAUUGAUCAAACAAAUCAAACAGAACAUAGUUGAUAACUGAAUGAACAACUCGUACUAUAAGAUAAGAUAAUGCAGAGAGUUAUAAUGUGCAAUAAGUGAGAACAUUAGUGACGCACAAAUAGUUUUGUGAAUUGUUCCACUCGAUUCGCAUACAAUGCUAGCGACCGGUCGUUCCUUUCACUGAUUUUUUUUGAGUCGAAUACAGAAAGGCGCCUUAUUACGUGACGACGAAAUUGAAUGCUUCGACAAUAUGUUGUGGUGAAACUAGUUUCUAGCUUUAGAUAUGCGCUGUAUCAAAAAGCACUGACUUCCCGAUGGCCUUCAGUGCGAAAUUGAACGACUCAACCGUCAUCGCCCGUUACUUAGAAGUACGCGGUAUGAACGAACAAUUACUUUUAGAACUAUAUACUGUGAAGCAUUUUAGGCAAUAUAAUAGAAUUGUAUUACUAAAAUUUAUACACACAACAACGUAUUUAUUAGAUAUACUUUGACUCUACUUAAAUAUGUAUAUUGAAGUUUCCCAAUAAAAUGUCCGUACUAUACCCCAUCGCGCUAAAAUUUGUUUCAACAAGAAUAAAGAUUUUUUACAACAAUCGUGAA